This is a messenger RNA of Nothobranchius furzeri (turquoise killifish), 1448 nucleotides long. It is a transcript of the gene hormad1, whose product is annotated as HORMA domain containing 1. Lineage: Eukaryota; Metazoa; Chordata; Actinopteri; Cyprinodontiformes; Nothobranchiidae. The record is from RefSeq and is a predicted model, not a curated record.
AAACCCAAUGAAUUUCGGGUAAUGCGGGACCGCGCUACACUGCAACAAAAGUUUUGUGUUUUUCAUCAUCUACCAAGGCCAUGGCAUGCACUCAGCAAGUGAAGUCAUCACAGGUUACUCAGCUGUUGCCUAACGAGGUCGUAACCGAGCAACAAUCCCUCAUUUUUGUAAAGAAGCUUCUGGCCAUUGCAGUUUCUGGCAUCACAUACCUCAGGGGCAUUUUCCCAAAGCGAGCCUAUGGGACCAAAUAUGUUGAAGAUGAGCAGGUGAUGAUCCUCAAAGGAGAGCGUGACUGUCCUGCUUCUUCUCGGAUACUUCAGUGGAUGCAGGGUUGUUUUGACGCCGUUCAGAAGAAAUAUCUGCGGACAGUUAUAAUAUCUAUUUAUACCGAUCCAGAAAACCCCAAGCUAGUGACUGAGUUUUACCAGUUUAAAAUCCAGUACACCACAAAGGGGACACAGCUGGAUUUUGAAAGCAGCAACACCAUCCAAAAGGUGUCAACGGAGUCAUGUGGAAGCAUAAAGAAAGCCAGCAUCUUGCUGGUGAGGAAGCUCUACACGCUGAUGCAGAACCUGGGUCCUCUGCCUGAUAAUGUCUGCCUCAACAUGAAGCUGGCUUAUUACGACGAUGUCACUCCUCCCGACUACCAGCCUCCCGGCUUCAAGGAGGCAGAAGGUGACACCAUGGAUUUUGAGCAGGAGCCAGUUAGACUAACCAUGGGCGAGGUGGCCACCCCAUUUCACUGCAUUAAGUUUGACAUGGCCACUGAGAAACGGAGACUGGAGCAGGUGGAGGAGAUCUCUUCUGUGAAGGAGAAAUGGGUUGUGAAGAUUGAGGACCAGGGUUUCGUACAGAGUCGCGUGCCCGAAGAUGUGGAGAAGCCUGACAACCAGAACAGGGAUGUGGACAACACAGAGAUCCAGAUGAGCAUCAGUGAGAGGAACGAGACUUGUGUGGAAGCUGCAGAGACGGACAAUCUGGUGGGGAACAAUUCUGAUUUGGAGCUCAGGCUGAAGAGGACCAGGAGUGGGCGGAUAAUCAAGUCCUCAACGGUUUCAAAGUACAACAUCCACUGCAGCCAGGAAUCAUCAACUGCCUCUGCUAUCUGGAAGAGACGCAAAUUCAGCGAGCCCAAAGAUCACUGCUGACCUCACGUAGUCGCCUCAGACGCAUCAUUUUGUUGUUGUGUCACCUUAAAAGUUUUAAAUGUUUGUCUUUUUAAUGAGAUUUAAACUCUGUUGUGAAGUUUGGGCUGAAGCAGCGUUAGGUUGUGUUCCUCUUGGCUCGUUUGAAUGAGACGUAGUUCCAAAACGUGAAGUUUGCUGUUACCGUUCGUGGUCGUAAAGCUCAAAUGUCGAUAAAACACAGGUGUUUCUUUGCUUUCAUCAAACCUGCUAAAUGUUCUGUGUGAAAGAAAACAACAAAUAAAAGUUCAUUCCCAAAAGUCA